Messenger RNA from Oncorhynchus keta (chum salmon), 2569 nucleotides. RefSeq names its product transmembrane protein 47-like. The transcript is spliced from 6 exons. Lineage: Eukaryota; Metazoa; Chordata; Actinopteri; Salmoniformes; Salmonidae. Gene Ontology annotation, biological process: cell-cell adhesion. Gene Ontology annotation, cellular component: cell-cell junction; membrane. The record is from RefSeq and is a predicted model, not a curated record. The coding region runs from base 208 to 753 and encodes 181 amino acids.
GCUGCACUGGCAUCAUCAUCAUCAUCAUCAGCUACAGCGCAGCGGCAGAGCGGUAGCGGAGGGAGCCCAGACUCUCUCAUCUCCACUGACUCCUUUAGAUUCUACAUGUAAACACGGAUCACUGGGGGAAUUCUAGAAGCCACAACGCGACAUCAGACGGCAGCAUAACGCCCUGGCGAGUCUCCCAGUCAGCGGAAACCUGCAACAAUGUCUUCGUCUGUUAGCGAGACAGAGGAGGUGCGCGUCUCGGCGCUGACGCCUUUGAAGUUGGUGGGACUGGUGUGCGUGUUUCUGGCGCUGUGCUUAGACGUCGGAGCCGUGAUGAGCCCGGCAUGGGUGACCGCCGACGACCAGUACUGCUUCUCACUGUGGGAGGCGUGCUGGAAAGCAGCGUCGUCUGAGAUCUGGCAGUGCAACAGCACGCUGGAGGCAGACUGGCAGAUCGCCACCCUGUCCUUGUUGCUAGGCGGAGCUGCUCUGGUCCUGCUCUCCUUCCUGGUGGUCCUGGUGUCAGUGUGUAUCGGCUCUCGGAGACGCUUCAACAGACCUGUCGCUGUCAUGCUGUUCGCUGCAGUGGUGUUGCAGGGCUGCAGUCUGGUCCUCUACCCCAUCAAGUUCACUGAGACCAUCAGCAUGAGCAUAUACCACGAGUUCAACUGGGGUUACGGCCUGGCCUGGGGCGCCACCAUUUUCUCCUUCGGCGGGGGGAUCCUCUACUGCCUCAACCCUAAGAACUAUGAAGACUACUACUGACCCUGCUGGACUGUACCAUUGUGACCCCCCUCCCCCCCUGUAGUCGCAGGCUGUCAAACAUAUCCUAUACUGUAUAAUGCUAAUGCUCGCUAGAGAGACAGGUAGACACAGAGAGAUGCACACACACAUACACACACACACAUGUCAGCAUACAGUAUUUCCUGUGGAAGCAGGCAGAGGCUCAGUGCUGGGGUGGAUGGAUGAUUUCACAGUACCCUGUACCCUGCUCUGUACUCCCUCUUCAGUCAGAGACUAACAGAUAACAGACUGACCAAUCAGAUCACUCUAUCUGUCCUCAAACCCUGGGACAAGGACUCACUGAAGCACUGUUACCAACCAAGUAUUACUUACAAGGCCUUAGGGAUAAGAAUGAGGCUAAGCUCGGCAAACCCAGGAGGAAAAUCUGGUGCCAGCUACCAUUUGUGUUACGUAGUCUGUCCACGAGAGAUUAGGAUGAGUCUGACUGGAAAACAGACUUGUCUUCUCACUGGUAGGUAGAGACAGACUGGGAUGACCAACACUGGUAGGUAGACAGACUGGGAUGACCAACACUGGUAGGUAGAGACAGACUGGGAUGACCAACACUGGUAGGUAGAGACAGACUGGGAUGACCAACACUGGUAGGUAGAGACAGACUGGGAUGACCAACACUGGUAGGUAGAGACAGACUGGGAUGACCAACACUGGUAGGUAGAGACAGACUGGGAUGACCAACACUGGUAGGUAGAGACAGACUGGGAUGACCAACACUGGUAGGUAGACAGACUGGGAUGACCAACACUGGUAGGUAGAGACAGACUGGGAUGACCAACACUGGUAGGUAGAGACAGACUGGGAUGACCAACACUGGUAGGUAGAGACAGACUGGGAUGACCAACACUGGUAGGUAGAGACAGACUGGGAUGACCAACACUGGUAGGCAGACAGACUGGGAUGACCAACACUGGUAGGUAGAGACAGACUGGGAUGACCAACACUGGUAGGUAGAGACAGACUGGGAUGACCAACACUGGUAGGUAGAGACAGACUGGGAUGACCAACACUGGUAGGUAGAGACAGACUGGGAUGACCAACACUGGUAGGUAGAGACAGACUGGGAUGACCAACACUGGUAGGUAGAGACAGACUGGGAUGACCAACACUGGUAGGUAGAGACAGACUGGGAUGACCAACACUGGUAGGCAGACAGACUGGGAUGACCAACACUGGUAGGUAGAGACAGACUGGGAUGACCAACACUGGUAGGUAGAGACAGACUGGGAUGACCAACACUGGUAGGCAGACAGACUGGGAUGACCAACACUGGUUGCUUGGCAUGUGAAGGCGAUGAAGAGAUCCAGUGACCCACAGGACACUAAAUGCCACUACAGUAUAUCUCCAGGGAAUUAUGAACCCCCAUAGCUAGCUACAGUUGGGCUCAAUUCCAUUUCAAUUCCAGUCAAUUCAGGAAGUACAAUUCCAAUUACCUCCAAUACUUUUCAAUGAGGAAUUGGAGUUUGGUUUACUUUCUGAAAUGAUUGGAAUUUAAAUGGAAUUGACCCCAAUCCUGGUAAAGAGGAGGUUUGGUACGUCCCAAUACUCCAAAACAGGGGUUUCCUUCCUGUCUUCACAGCCAGUGAAGAGCACAGAGACAGACAGGGAGCCGUUGAAGCCCGUUUAGGACACAGCCCAGUAAUGUGGUACUGGUCUGUAGCUUAUCUGGUCUGUCUCAUCACAGCUUUGUCAGGUUUUUGCAGCGAUGUAGAAUGUUCCGUGAUCUAGAAGAGGAGACAGACAGAGAGAGAGGGAGAGAGACAGGCAGAGAGAGAGACAGGCA